AUGAAAGUUGAUUUUGAAGUUCCCUCAAAUUGCACCCUUCUCUGCACAGGCACAUCGUCUACGCCUCCCAGUUUCCCAUCCCCUCCCUCAGGUUCGGAAGCCAAGCAAUUCUUCACCCUUCUCACCUUCCUCCCGACUGAUGUCGAUCGUUGGGAAGGCCACUUAAAUUCCACAGACGCACGACUUCAUUUCGGUAUUUGGGGUCUCGGGGGAGAUUAA
Molecule: messenger RNA, 219 nt
Organism: Laccaria bicolor S238N-H82
Lineage: Eukaryota; Fungi; Basidiomycota; Agaricomycetes; Agaricales; Hydnangiaceae
Exons: 1
Coding region: 1-219 (72 amino acids)
Source: RefSeq, a predicted model, not a curated record